This is a messenger RNA of Rubroshorea leprosula, 955 nucleotides long. The record is from the annotation of a GenBank genome assembly. NCBI's taxonomy places the organism in Eukaryota, Viridiplantae, Streptophyta, Magnoliopsida, Malvales, Dipterocarpaceae.
AAUACCCUCAAAUAUUAUACUGUCAGGGCAAUCCUUACUGCUACACUUCAUAAUAAUAUGUUGGUACGCAAAAUGUUCUGGGUCGUCGUAAAGUGCUUCCCUUGCUUUAUGAAUCAAAGAAAAAGAUGGUCAGAUCACAUGGGACAAUUUGAUUUGCUGAAGUACUGUUGGCAUUACAAGAAAAAGGACGUGAACAAAUCAUGUGUUUGUCUACAAAAGAUCACUACUUGCAGUGAUCUUAUUGAAAUGUGGCACAAAUGCUGGCAUACGUAUACUCAGUCUGGAAAGGUUCCAAGUGAUCUGAAGAAUUUUGACAAGGUUUACGCUCCUGGCUCAUUAGUUUCCUAUUCUCCCGAUGGCAAUACCAUCAAGACAUCAAGGGGACAAAGGGCACUACAGGCGCGACACCAAUAUGAUAAGCUAAAACGGAGUGUCGAAUCGGACUUCGACUAUAGUAUCAUAGUAUGGCACCUUGCCACGAGUGUUUGCUACCAUCACGAUGACUCUCAAGGCCCUGAAGGCGUCAUGAACAUCAGUAAGUGUGUAUCAAAUUACAUGAUGUAUCUGCUGGCUAUGCGUCCUGCCAUGCUUUUGCCUGAGAAUGGUAAGAGCUUUUGGCUUGAUCAUACUUAUGACAAGCUUAAAGAGCUCUUCUUUGAUGCAACUGAUACAAAGGCAGCUUGUGAAUUACUUUUAAAGUUGGAUGAUGAUGAUCAAGAAGCAAACCGUAAAUCCAGUGCAGUCUGGGUUGCCAUUGCCAUUGAGCAAGCUAUAGUUCUUGUGCAGGAUCUCCCACCACCAACAUUUUGAGAGCAUUUUGGGCUCCCUUACUAAUUACUCACAAUCAUCUAGGAAUGUUUCCUAGACAUUGUCUAAUCUUUGUUGUGGCUGCACUAAUUGUGGUUUUUAUAUUAUGCUAUGGUUAGAAACUAUGCUAUAAAGUGUUUAAUAUUUU